AGACUCAUCAACUUCAAAUAAAAUAUUCUUGGAACUAUGGAAUGCUCAACAGCAAUUUAUUCUCUUGCCAAUGCUCUGGGUCCACUGAAAUUGGAUAGUACUGCUCCAAACAAUUCGCAUCGUACAAUUAAAGCUGAAAACUACUUUAAUGAGGAUGAGGAAGAUUACAAUGAGAACUCGCAUGAAGAUUCGGAAGAUUCAAAAGAAGACAGUGAUGGACAAGGAUGUAGAUCAAGAAAAAGAAAAGAGAAACCACCAUUUUCUUAUAUUGCUUUGAUUGCUAUGGCUAUUUCAAAGCGUCCGGACAAAAAGGCAACAUUGGCUGAAAUUUACAGUUAUCUUCAGGAAAACUUUGAAUUUUUUCGUGGAGAAUACGCUGGAUGGCGGAACUCUAUUCGCCACAAUUUGAGCUUAAACGAAUGCUUCGUUAAGUUGCCAAAAGAUACUGGAGAGAGUUAUCGUGGUCGUAAGGGUCAUAAGUGGACAAUCAGUGAUUCAUGUGAGUUCAUGUUGGAGGAAAACGGAUUCCGUCGUCGUCCACGUGGAUACAAGGCCAGAAAGAGAACUCAUUUUCCGGGAGUCACUGCGAGCAAUGAGAUGGGAAUCGGUGGAGCGACAUUCGAUUAUCCAUCAUCCACAACUGAAUUAACUGAUUCUGGUACUUCUUCUUUGAAUACUGACGUUAAAAACAUUUUAUUGAAUGGUGGAGAAGACUUUGGACCUUCUAUUUCUGAUCAAUUAGUGUCAUCAACUACCUCUGCUGUACUUCCAUCUUUAAACGGACCUGAUCAGUCUCCAAUCUACCCUAAUUAUUUCGGCUAUGGAACUGCUGAAUUCCCAAUGCAAUGGGCUUCACCAACAUAUGACUGGCCGUAUUAUGCAACUCCACACAUUGGAUUAUGUUCAUCGGAUUUUCCUGGAAUCUCGCCUUCUCCAACUGUUACUCCUCAGGUUUCCCCAUAUUUUUAUCCACCAGCAAUCACAACGGCCUCGAGCUUCAUGGAUGAUUGGCGUUUUGGAGUUUCAUCUGCUGCUGUUGGCGCCUAUGACAGCUCCGCGUCAUUUUUGGCCGCAGAGACGACUGCUGGGGAUGUUGCUAUUCCACAAGAUUUAUCGGAUUGCUAGUCUUUUUUUUAAUUGUGCCUUAUCUCUUACAACUUUUCUCGAAUAUAAAUAAAAACAACAACCAAUACAAUAUAUUUAUGUAAGGAAAAAACAAACGCCCUUAGGAGAUAAUUUGCAAGGACAUGGGGGAUUGUGG
This is a messenger RNA of Caenorhabditis elegans, 1261 nucleotides long. RefSeq names its product Forkhead box protein F (gene let-381). Gene Ontology annotation, cellular component: nucleus. Gene Ontology annotation, molecular function: sequence-specific DNA binding; DNA-binding transcription factor activity. Lineage: Eukaryota; Metazoa; Nematoda; Chromadorea; Rhabditida; Rhabditidae. Bases 37 to 1125 code for a protein of 362 amino acids. Gene Ontology annotation, biological process: regulation of DNA-templated transcription; mesodermal cell fate commitment. The transcript is spliced from 7 exons. The record is from RefSeq and is marked reviewed.